AUGGAAGGAGCUCUUGCUAAUCAACGGCCAUCCACAUCGAUUAGUGUCCCGCGUCGAUUGUCAUCGAAGCGAUCGAGUCGCAUACGGUUAGAUUCGUCCUCAACGACCGAAGAUGGAAGACCCGAUCUUCUUCUUUCACAAUCAAUGGAUGAUGUAGCCGUGAAAAAUGCGCUUGGCUUUCUUGAGAAGUAUGAUAAAUUAGAAAUGUGUGAUUUACUUGCAUCCCGUGAUGCACAUUGGUUUCUGACCAGUGGAGAUGUUUACAAAGUAACUCUCUUUCGAGCACGAAUUGAUUUUCUAUUGUUUGUUUUUGUUGUCGAGGUGCCAAGUGAACUUCCUAAUGGUUUAGUUCGACAAUUACAACCUUUUAAUGACUCUUACAUCGAUGUUCUAUUUCCUGUUGAUGAGAGUGUUGCACAUCUAGACGUUCGUGAAAUUCAUCAAUUAUUACGUGAAUUAACAAUCGGUGUCUAUUCACUCAACGCACAUCCAGUUCUAAGUCUCGAAGCAAAUUUUGAUGUUAGUUCAACAUGUCAAAUGCCGACAGCUUAUAUUGAUACUCGUUUGGGACAGAUCAUGAUCAAUUGUGAUUCUUGGCUUAAAUCAGUUUGGCAUGGGAUUUUCAUGCCAAGAGAAAAACGAAGUAAAUUCGCUGACCGCUGGCGUCAUUUCUCUGAUCCGACGUGUACACGUUCGUUACCUAACGAAUAUGAAAUUGGAGGAUUACAAGAACUAAGUCAAGACACUGAUUAUGCCGAUGCGAAGAAAGCAUUUUGUCCUGAAGUUAAAUCUGAAGAACAAGUCGCAUCAGAUGAACAAUUUCUGCUCUCCUUUAUCGACGAUUUAUCUAUGGUCUUAACCUUAUAUUCUGAUGAAUUAUCUCAAUGGAAGAACUGUUUGAUGUUUCAUGGAAAUCAUAUCAUACAAUCUCAAGUGAAAGCAACACAAGAUAGACUAGAUAAUCAACAACUUCAACGAUUGAAAGCUCUACUUCAAGUACAUGAAAAGUAUCUUCGAAAGACAUUUUCAUUGAAAAGUGAAGUUAGAAAAUAUAUUUAUCUUCUCGAACUUGUCUGCUUCUUAUUUACCAUUCUGAUCGCUUUGAAACGGCGAAUGAAGAAAAUUCCGAACAUGAAUCGAUUACUGCCAAUGCUUACUGGAGAUGAAGUCCGUACUGAACGCGAACUUCCACCAUUUAUUUAUUACAAAAAUUCCGCAUCAAAAAAUAUAUUUCCAAUUGAAAGUGAAACCAUGUUUCAUUUACACGGUGGUAUCCAGUUUGAAUAUGAAACGGCAGCAUUAAAUGACAAACUUCCUCAACUAUUGAACGGCAAAAGUCCAGGACUGUUGGACGCAUCGCGACAACUUCUGUACGGGUACUUAGACUUGUCAAAUACACCAUUGAAUGAAGAAUAUCAUCUACCAAUUGUAGAGAUCGAUGGAAAAAAAUAUUAUCAUUUGGUUAUUGAUAUUGAACCGUACUAUGGCUUACAUCCGAUAUGGUUGCGUGUUAUUCAAAGGCCGUUAGAAGAUGCUGCAAAGAAAAAGUUUCUGAAUGAAACAGUUAUUUAUGAGACUUAUAAGAAAUAUUUUGGUCGAAAGAAAGCAACAAAUUACAAAAAUCCUGAACAUGGCUUACGAGCUUCUGCUCAGCGAGGUCUCACCUGUAUUUUCCAGGCGUUGACACGUAAAACACCGGCAUCUGCUCUGAGCAAACCGAAUCAUCGCGAUGGUCUCACACUUUUACAUUAUGCUGCUAUCCAUAAUCGUCCAAUUAUUAUUGGUAUACUGUUACAAUUAGGUAUAGAUGUGAAUUCCAAAGCAGAAGUCAACUACACAGCUAUCGGUGGAACUCCAUUGCAUUCUGCUUGUCGUCAUGGAAGUCUCGAUGCUGCGUCAUGUUUGCUGGGAAAUAUGGCAGCAAUUCAACCCGAUCAUAUAGGAUGGACACCUAUUCAUCACGCUGCCUAUUGUGAUCAUGUACCACUUGUACGGCUUCUGUUUAACAAAUAUUCGGAAUUAUUAGAACAAACAACCAAGGACAGUCAUGAAUCUACUCCACUUUUAUUAUCAGCUACAUCAGGUGCAUUAGAUGCUUGCAAAUGCUUGGUUUUAUUGGGUGCCAAUAUUGCCUAUAAAGAUACAUCAUCACAUACAGUAAUACAUUUAGCUGUUAGUCAUGUACAUACAAAUAUCAUUGAAUAUUUCAUUCAAUUAAACGAUCCACUUGUACCGACAUGGCGAAUACUUGUUGAUUUAAUCACUCAUCCAGAUCUAGCUAUGAAACGAGCUCUAGCACAGUGUUUACAUGAGAUGACAACCCAUGGCAAAGAAUUUUGGUAUCCUCUGUUGGAAACAGGCGGUAUUAAACGACUGAUUACUUUACUUAAGAUGACUGACAAUAAUUUAUUACUAUUGGUUUUAUCUGUUCUGUGCAAUAUAUCAACCAAUAUUGAAGUCCGCGAAGAAAUCUCUAAUGCCGAUCAGGAUUUAAGUGAUACACUUUCAAAUCUGUUGAACUCCAAUGUCGAUGAGAUACGUUCCAAAGCAGCGAUCUUAAUAGCCGAUAUCUGCUUUAUUCCAUCCAAUCAAGAGCGUUUUCUUAAAUCAAAUGCGAUUACUGCAUUGUCCAAUAUGUUAAAUUCUUCGAUUGAAGAUGUUCUUGUCAAUGCCUGUAAUGCGAUUGAUUUACUUUGCCGUAAUAAUGAAUACAUGCAGAAUGAACUAGCUAAAUAUGGAAUUAUCAAACAAUUGACAGAUUUACUUUUACUCGACUCAAAAGUGUUGCAGGGAACCGUAUCUUCUGCAUUAGCAUCAAUGACAUAUGAUAAUCGAAAUAAUCAAAUGUUGGCAGCAUCGAUGGGAGCAUUGAAGCGAACAGUUGAUCUUAUGAAAGAUCGUGAAUUCGGUAUAAGAUAUAAAGCAGCAUUGGCCAUUGAAGCUCUGGCAAUGAACAAUGUUGAUAAUCAACGAGAGUUUCUAUCGAAAAAGCUUAGUACACAUAAACCAUUGAACGAAUUAAUGGAGAAAAUGUACUACGUUGGUGCUACCAUCCGCAGUUCUGGAGAAUGGUCAUUAGAAAUCCGUGAACAAGCUGCACUUUCCUUAUGGGCACUCGGUGGUCAAAUUAAAACUCAGCAACGCUCUGUUGCCGAAUGCAUUGGCAUACCACAAAUAGUAACAAUGUUAUUAUCACCAUCGGAAAAACUGCAGUACGUGGCAUUAAAUGCCAUCGUUGCUUUAACUGAAGAAGAUGAGCACAAUCAAAAAAGAUUAUAUAAUGAAAAUAUUCUGACACCACUGUUUCGAUUACUGAAACAAUAUGAUCAGUUAUCGCACCGAGUUCUACUCGUGCUGAUCCGAGUUUUCGGCGUACUGUGUAUAGGUGUGGCACUUGUACCAAAUACGUUGUUACAAAAUGCUGUAGUAGAAGAAGAUGUUAUGACUGUAACAAUACAUAUCUUGCUGAACACAGCAUUUAUCGAUGUUAAGGUUGAGUGCUGUUUGACUCUAUCAAAGAUUGUGCUAAAUAAUGGUGAAAAUCAGCAACAUUUAUCGCAUGCAUUCGACAUUGAAGAAGUUAUUUACAAAUUUAUUGAUAUCAUUGAACCCAGUUUGAAAUUACGAGCUUUAUUAGCUUUAACGUUAUAUGGGUACAAUAAUUUGGAAAAUCAAUCGACUUUAAAACGAACGAAUGCGAUUCUUUAUGAUUCAUUUCGACCAUUCAUGGAAUCAUCUAAUUCAGCUCACGUGGCCACGGCUUGUUUUCAGAUGAUUGUUCUCACGCGCGUAAUCGCCGAAACAGAAGAUGAGCAAGUCGAACUGACAGCAGCAGCGAUUAAAAAGAUUUCCGAUCUAUUACUGGAAAACAACACAAGCUUAAUAACACAAAUUGCAAAAUAUGUUUCAUCGUUGGCUCGAAUUCGAACAGGUAUAACCGAUGCGUUUCUUUCAUGUGACAUUCAUAAACAUUUAAUCGAAAAACUUGAUGCACCGACUCUUCCGCAAAGCAGUGAAGAUGCAGGAGAUGCAGAUGAAAUGUAUCGUGCUUGCGCUGUAGCAAUCGGUACUUUAACCUACAAUAAAACAGCGUUUCGUCUACUUUAUAACUGCGUUCGUCGCCAUCCAAAACUCUAUGAUAAAAUCGUUGAAUAUGGGCAACGUUCAUGCAUGUCGCCUGAAUUUGUGCUUUAUUUCGAAAGUGAACGAGCUCAAGGCUUACCAACAGACAGUUUUCCUACGCAACGGCAUCUCUCGUCAUCUCGACCAACAUCUUCAGUCUAUCAUCAAACACCAACGAGCACACAUCAACCUUUGUCUCGUGUCAAAACUGCGCAGAGUCGUUUACAAUCAGUCACUCCAUCUCUGUAUGGUAAACGACGCUCAGCUUCACCGACAAAAACCGCUCAAACAUAA
Molecule: messenger RNA, 4416 nt
Organism: Adineta ricciae
Lineage: Eukaryota; Metazoa; Rotifera; Eurotatoria; Adinetida; Adinetidae
Source: the annotation of a GenBank genome assembly